CAGCGCCCGGCGCAGGCGCGUUGGCGGCCUGACGGACGGCGGGGCGGACGCCAGCGGGGCAGCAAGAUGGCGGCCUUCUCCGAAAUGGGUGUUAUGCCAGAGAUAGCUCAAGCUGUGGAGGAAAUGGACUGGCUCCUCCCCACCGACAUCCAGGCCGAGUCCAUCCCGUUGAUUCUAGGAGGAGGUGAUGUGCUCAUGGCCGCAGAAACUGGGAGUGGAAAGACUGGUGCUUUCAGCAUUCCAGUUAUCCAGAUAGUUUACGAAACACUCAAAGACCAGCAAGAAGGCAAAAAGGGAAAAGCAACCAUCAAGACUGGUGGUUCAGUGCUUAACAAAUGGCAGAUGAACCCAUAUGAUAGAGGAUCUGCUUUUGCAAUUGGGUCUGAUGGUCUUUGUUGUCAGAGCAGAGAAAUGAAGGAAUGGCAUGGCUGUAGAUCUACCAAAGGCGUAAUGAAAGGAAAACAUUACUACGAAGUAUCCUGCCAUGAUCAAGGAUUAUGUCGCGUCGGCUGGUCCACUCUGCAGGCUUCCUUAGACUUGGGUACCGACAAGUUUGGAUUUGGCUUCGGGGGAACUGGAAAGAAAUCGCACAAUAAGCAGUUUGAUAAUUAUGGAGAGGAAUUCACAAUGCAUGACACGAUUGGAUGCUACCUAGAUGUCGACAAAGGACAGGUUAAGUUCUCUAAAAAUGGAAAAGACCUUGGCCUGGCGUUUGAAAUACCACCGCAUAUGAAGAACCAAGCCAUCUUUGCCGCCUGUGUUUUGAAGAAUGCUGAACUAAAGUUUAACUUUGGUGAAGAAGAGUUCAAAUUUCCACCUAAAGAUGGUUAUGUCGGUCUUUCCAAGGCUCCAGAGGGUCACGUUGUAAAAUCCCAGCAUUCAGGGAGUGCACAGGUGGCUCAAACAAAAUUUCUUCCCAACGCUCCUAAAGCUCUCAUCAUUGAACCUUCUAGAGAGUUGGCGGAACAAACCCUGAACAACGUUAAACAGUUUAAGAAAUAUGUCGAUAAUCCCAAAUUAAGGGAGCUUUUGAUCAUCGGGGGUGUUGCCGCAAGGGAUCAGCUUUCUGUUCUGGAGCAUGGGGUGGAUAUCGUUGUUGGAACUCCCGGACGGUUAGAUGAUUUGGUGUCAACCGGAAAACUUAAUUUGUCUCAAGUUAGAUUCUUGGUCCUGGAUGAAGCAGAUGGACUUCUUUCCCAAGGCUACUCUGACUUUAUAAACAGGAUGCACGGUCAGAUUCCUCAGAUAACUUCCGAUGGGAAGAGACUCCAGGUAAUUGUUUGCUCCGCCACGCUGCAUUCUUUUGAUGUCAAGAAGCUGUCGGAGAAAAUCAUGCAUUUUCCCACCUGGGUGGACCUGAAAGGGGAAGACUCUGUUCCCGAGACCGUGCACCACGUCGUUGUUCCUGUAAAUCCCAAAAAUGACAGACAGUGGGAGAGGCUUGGCAAAAAUCACAUUCGAACUGAUGAAGUCCACGCCAAAGAUAACACGAGGCCUGGUGCUAAUAGCUCAGAGAUGUGGUCUGAAGCUAUCAAAAUCUUGAAGGGAGAAUAUACUGUCCGGGCAAUCAAGGAGCACAAGAUGGAUCAAGCAAUUAUCUUCUGUAGAACUAAAAUAGACUGCGAUAAUAUGGAGCAGUAUUUCAUGCAACAAGGAGGAGGACCUGAUAAAAAGGGACACCAGUUCUCGUGUGUUUGCCUGCAUGGUGAUAGAAAGCCUCAUGAGAGAAAACAAAACUUGGAAAGAUUUAAGAAAGGAGAUGUGAGAUUCUUGAUCUGCACAGAUGUAGCUGCCAGGGGAAUUGAUAUCCAUGGUGUUCCUUAUGUUAUCAACGUCACUCUCCCGGAUGAGAAACAAAACUACGUUCACAGGAUCGGUAGAGUUGGAAGAGCUGAGAGAAUGGGCCUGGCCGUUUCCCUCGUUGCAACGGAAAAAGAGAAGGUUUGGUACCAUGUCUGUAACAGCCGUGGAAAAGGAUGCUAUAACACGAGGCUCAAGGAAGAUGGUGGUUGUACCAUCUGGUAUAAUGAGAUGCAGCUGCUGUCCGAGAUAGAAGAGCAUCUUAACUGUACCAUUUCCCAGGUUGAGCCAGAUAUAAAAGUUCCAGUGGAUGAAUUUGAUGGGAAAGUUACUUAUGGCCAAAAGAGGGCUGCCGGAGGUGGCAAUUAUAAAGGCCAUGUGGAUAUUUUGGCACCGACAGUGCAAGAGUUGGCUGCCCUUGAAAAGGAGGCCCAGACCUCUUUCCUGCAUCUUGGCUACCUUCCUAACCAGCUGUUCCGAACCUUCUGAUUGUAACGUACGGCAGCGAACGACUCAGCCUCCAGCCGCCUUUGAACAGCCGCCUUCCUCCAAAAAGUAGAAUUUACAGAAACUUGGAAGUGCCGUUAACCUUUUUGCAUGAUAAGGAUGACUAGUUUAAGAAUUCGCUGUUCAGUGUCACUAAUAAAAAGAAGCAACCAAAU
Messenger RNA from Tachyglossus aculeatus (Australian echidna), 2462 nucleotides. RefSeq names its product DEAD-box helicase 1 (gene DDX1). Bases 67 to 2289 code for a protein of 740 amino acids. The transcript has 26 exons. Lineage: Eukaryota; Metazoa; Chordata; Mammalia; Monotremata; Tachyglossidae. The record is from RefSeq and is a predicted model, not a curated record. Gene Ontology annotation, molecular function: RNA helicase activity; nucleic acid binding; ATP binding.